Molecule: messenger RNA, 3949 nt
Organism: Pristis pectinata (smalltooth sawfish)
Lineage: Eukaryota; Metazoa; Chordata; Chondrichthyes; Rhinopristiformes; Pristidae
Product: perforin-1-like
Exons: 2
Coding region: 213-1919 (568 amino acids)
Source: RefSeq, a predicted model, not a curated record
UUAACAAGGUCCGUGAAUCGCUCAGUGGCUCAGAACCCGGAGUCGGGGCUGAGACCCGGACAUCGGACCCCAACUAGACACCGGGAGACACGGAGACAGGUCCCAGCCGGAGCAGACCCAGGAGAAGCUCGGAGUUCCUGGAAGAGCAGAGUCAGACGGACCGCCCUCCGCUGCCCGAGGGGAGCCCUGUUGGCACGGCGACGGAGCCCAGGAUGGGACGGAGAGUGGGAACGUUGCUCUGUGCGCUCCUGUUCCUGGGGGGUGUGGGGGCCGUCUGCCAGACGGGCAAUGCCACAGAGUGCCAGGCCGCGUCCCCGGUACCAGGGACCAGUCUGGCCGGAGAGGGUAUCGAUAUGGUGACGUUGACCCGAAAGAGGGCAUAUGUGGUGGACGUAGAGAGCUGGAAGCGUCCGGACGGGGCCUGCACUCUCUGCGCAAACUCACUGAUGGGGGGUAAACGCCAGCGACUCCCCCUGGCCGCGGUGGACUGGCGGGCUCAGCGCAACUGCCGCCGGGCCGUGUCCAGCCAGCUCUUCCACUCAGUCUCCCAGCUGACUGAGUCGGUCAGCUCCAGUGUGGACAACAGCUGGAAGGUUGGCCUGAAGCUGCCCGUCCAUCCCACACAGUCCGUCGGUUUAACACUGGCUGGUUCCAAGUCCAAGGUCAUGUCCUUCGCCACCCGCAAAGCCCAAUCAGACCGCUACAGCUUCGCCAGCCACGAGUUCCGCUGCCGCCUGUACCGCUACCGGCUGAAGGACCCACCCCCCCUGACGCCCCAGUUCUCCGCCCACCUGGGCCAGAUCCCCAACACUUCCUACGAGGGAGCCCGGCACCACUACCACCGACUGGUGCAGACUUUCGGAACACAUUACGUCCGGUCGGUGGAGCUGGGUGGAUCCUUCAAGGACGUGACGGCCAUCCGCACCUGCAAGGCCGCGGUGGAGGGCCUCACCGCCGAGGAGGUGAAGGACUGCCUGAGUGUAGAGGCCAGUUACGAGGUAGUUCAGGCAGGCAAGGCCACAGCUGGCACGAGUUUCUGCAAGAGGAAGGCCUCGUCCCUGAGCCACGGCAGCAGCUUCCACCAGGCCUUCAGCGAGAGGCUGACGGUCACAGGAGGUCAGUCCACCGGGGAGAUGGACAUCCUCUUCUCCUCUGACCCCGCCGCCUUCACCCGCUGGCUGAACAGUCUGACGGCCUCACCGGGGGCAGUACACUACCAGCUGGCCCCCCUCCAUCACCUGUUACCCACCAGUGACCGCCGGCGUGACCAGCUGGGGCUCUACCUCAGCGAGUACAUCACAGCCAAUGCCCUGAGGCGGGACUGCUCCAAAACCACCUGCCCCGCCGGCAAGAGCAAGAGCCCCUCCGACCCCUGCUCCUGCCUCUGCCCAGAGAGUGACCGGGUGGACCGUCUCUGCUGCGCCAAGCAGAAGGGCGCGGGGCACCUGAUGGUCACCGUCGAGAGGGGCUUCGACCUCUGGGGCGGCCAGUGGGAGACCACCGAUGGAUUUGUGGUGGUCUCCUACGGGAAGGCCAACGGUCGGACGUCAGUGGUGUCCAACAACAACAACCCUCAAUGGGACGCCACACUGGACCUGGGAGAGGUGGUGGCCGACAGCGGCCUGAAACUCACGGUGAAGGCCUACGAUGAAGAUUCCAUUUGGAAUGACGACCUGGGGACUUGCCAGGUGCCCCUGACCUCUGGCCGCACUAAUUACACGUGCCAGCUCAGUUACGGCAAGGUCAUCUACCGGGUGUCCUUCACCUGUGGGCCCCACCUGCAGGGCCCCACCUGCCAUCAGUACGCCCCGAGUCCAGGCAGUCCCGGGUUCACUGGGCUCCUGUCGACCAACAGUUCGUCCUGCUCGCCCACCUCCUCUCCUCUGGGGAACUCCGGCCUCAAUGUUAUCUACCCCUGACCCUUGGCCUCUUCACCGACCUCAAUCCCAAGCCCGACUCUGUCCUUCCAUUGCCCCUGGGCCUGGUGUCACAUCCUCCCCCCUGAUCAUCAGUCCCAUCGCCCGAUGCUUUUCCCCUCUGUUCCCCUUGACCCCGUGCCCGUCAUCCUCUGGGCCUCUGAGGUGGGCAACUGGUCGGUCCCAUUGCCCUCACCUUUACCCGCUCGGGCCCAGGACCCUCUCUCCCCAGGACUGCUCCCUCAGGUCCGUCCUCCUGACCCUCCCCUGCUCAGCCUUGCUCCCUCACCUCCAUCCCCAUGACCUUUACCCUCUGUUGCCCAGGUCUUCAGGAGCGUUCCCUUCAGUUCCUUCUCCUGACCUUUGCACUAUCACCCGUGAUAGCCCGGGUCACCACACCCCGCGCCCCUACCGGUCCUGGGCUCAUCCUCUGAGAGAGACCCCCCCCCCACACACAAACCUCGAAACCUUCCCAAUCCCCGCUGCUAGAAUCCCACGGGCACUGGGAAUUCCCAGUGGGAAUGGGAGUGAGAACUGACCACCAAUCCUGGCUUGCUUGGCUUUAUGCCAAUGGCUGGUGUUUGGGGGUGUGGGGAAGGGGACCGGUGGGAAGGGUAUCGGGGAAACAACCGCUCUGUAGAGUGUUACAUCACCCCUGCCCCCCCCCACCCCCCCCCAGGAGCCACCCCUUGCCCCAACACAGACCCGUUUUGGAGGGAAGAUGCACCAGCCAGCUCGACAAAUUGCAGCCAGCUUAAUCGCUUGAGCGUAACGUCAUUUACGGAUCCACGCCGCCCGUGCAGGAGGAUGGCUCAGAGACGGCUCUGUCUCCCACAAUCCUGGCGUCCACAGGGGACAUACCGGAGAGUCUCCGGCAGACCUGUGUCCCAGGACGGGUGACUUUCAUCGGAGCAGGAACAUCCAUAGAACCAUACAGCACAAAACAAGCCCUUCGGCCCACCGUGUCGUGCCGUCCAUCAGACCACCCUCACACUACCUAACCCCUUCCUCCCGCAUAUCCCUCUAUCUCACGUUCCUCCAUAUGCCUAUCCAACAAGCUCUUGAACCUGUUCAAUGUAUCUGCCUCCACCACCACCCCAGGCAGUGCAUUCCAUGCACCAACCACUCUUUGGGUGAAAAACCUCCCUCUGACAUCUCCCCUGAACCUCCCACCCAUAACCUUAAAGCCAUGACCUCUCAUCUUGAGCAUUGGUGCCCUGGGAAGGAGGUGCUGACUGUCUACUCUAUCUAUUCCUCUCAAUAUUUUAUACACCUCUAUCAUGUCUCCUCUCAUCCUCCUCCUUUCCAGUGAAUAAAGCCCUAGCACCUUAAACCUCUCCUCAUAUUCAAUACCCUCCAAUCCAGGCAGCAUCCUGGUAAAUCUCCUCUGCACCCUCUCCAAUGCCUCCACAUCCUUCCUACAAUGAGGCGACCAGAACUGAACACAGUACUCUAAAUGUGGCCUAACUAGAGUUUUGUAAAGCUGCAUCAUCACCUCGCGGCUCUUAAACUCAAUCCCGCGAUUUAUGAAAGCCAACAUCCCAUUGGCCUUCUUAACUGCUCUAUCCACCUGUGAGGCAACUUUCAACGAACUGUGAAUAUGAACCCCCAGAUCCCUCUGCUCCUCCACACUGCCAAGUACCUUGCCAUUUACCCUGUACUCUGCCCUGGAGUUUGUCCUUCCAAAGUUUACCACUUCACACUUCUCCAGAUUGAACUCCAUCUGCCACUUGUCAGCCCAGCUCUGCAUCCUAUCAAUAUCCCUCUGUAAGCUCCGACAGCCCUCCACACUAUCCACAACACCGCCGAUCUUAGUGUCAUCCGCAAACUUACUAACCCAGCCCUCCACCCCCUCAUCUAAGUCAUCUAUAAAUAUCACAAAAAGUAGAGGUCCCAGAACCGCAGGAACGUCGUAAGCCUCCCCGUGCACGAGAAGCUUUGCAAAGAGAUGCCUGGAACUACGAAUCACCAGAAGGAAUUGUCCGAUUGCCUCUUGCCUUCUCUGUAUAACCUCAUGUUUUUGCAAUAAACAC